Clonostachys byssicola is the source of this 1908-nucleotide messenger RNA. NCBI's taxonomy places the organism in Eukaryota, Fungi, Ascomycota, Sordariomycetes, Hypocreales, Bionectriaceae. The record is from the annotation of a GenBank genome assembly.
AUGAGUACCGCCUAUCAGCCUCCCCUGGCGACUUUGGACAGCCAUGCCAUGAAUCCAUACCAUGCCGCUUCUCUCGGUUACCCAGGAAAGGCCCGCAUGGACGUGGUCGAAUCUCACCAGGCUCAGUACUCCAGGCCUGUAGUGCAGCAGCAAUACACAUUGCCGCAGAAUGCUAUGAACUGGGCACCGAGAGAGACCAGCGCGAACAACCCGUUUUCAUCAACAAAUCAACUGAACACAAUUCGAGAGCAGCCUCCUCAAGUAUCCUCCGCGAAAACUGAGGCCUCAGUUUGUUCUCAGGACGGUACCAAUUCCAGACGCAAUUCGGAGAGCCUCGUUUACCACAGCCUUCAAAUUCCGAAGUGCAUAAGUCCAACUGGGGGGAAUCUGGCCGAAUUUGCUGCUCAGAUGACUUGUCUGUUCUGGUUUGAAUCAGUGGACCAGUUAAAGCAGGCCGAGAAAAUUCGAGGACCUGGCCCAGCACCCGUCAUUCGCCUACCAUCUCUGGCCAGACCCUACGAGCAGUUUCAGAAAUGGGUUCUGCAAGUUCUCUCAACCACUCAGGUGACACAAAACGUCAUCCUCCUGGCACUGCUCUUCAUCUAUCGCCUGAAGAGGUCAACACCUCAAAUCAAAGGCAGAGCAGGCAGUGAGUAUAGGUUGCUCAUCGUGGCGCUCAUGCUGGGAAACAAAUUCCUUGACGAUAACACUUACACGAACAAAACGUGGGCCGAGGUUUCGGCCUUCGCCGUGAAGGAAAUCCACAUCAUGGAGGUCGAAUUUCUCAGCAAUAUGCGAUAUAAUCUUCUUGCAUCCCAGCAAGAGUGGGAGGAGUGGCUCGAGAAGCUGGCAUGCUUCCGCGAAUAUUACGAACGAGCUGCCCGUCUGCCCGCCUCCCCAGUUCAUAUCCCCGCUUCUGCCAACAGUCUCCCUCACUCCCCUAUUCCCUCCCCCACGAACCCAAUUGCCCCCAUGAUUCCUGAUAUGCUUCCUGUGACUCCCUCGGGCAUGCACAGUUUGUCACCAAGCGCUAACCGGACUAUCGACUGGUCAACUUAUAUGGAGAAUACAUCACCGCUAGCUGGUAAGCGUGCAAUCAAUCUACCACGUCGGAAGCGAAGCUUUGAGGACGACGCAUCUGAACACCCUGCGAAACGAGCAGUGCCCGUAUCCCGUCUCGCGCACCCUGCUGGAAGACUCCCAGCGCCUCACCCGAUCAUGAUGACGAACCCGGUCCAAAAUCAGGUCCAAAACCUACCCCCACCACCACUCAUGAUCAACACCCAGAACAACACCUCCUAUCCACAGGCAGGAUAUGUGCCUCCCACAGCAUCCACCACAGUGAACCCGGGCCAUGUGUCGUUGCCUCCCCUACAACCUGGCAUGCGAGCAAUGUCAACCGUGUAUCAACCACCAACAAUUCAGGUUCCGCAGCCACCACAGGCCAUGCCAGUAACCACGGCGCCCACUUUGCCUGUGAGCGCCUAUCCCGCACCUACCCUACCAAGCCAUCCCCAGCCUGCCUUUGGUUCAGCAAAGCACCGCAGCCCUGGAAGUCUUGCUCCUUUCACUACCUCUCCCCUGCCUGAUCACUUUGGUGGGAACUCUGGCAUGCACACUCCAGUCGCGCAAACCCCGAUGUCGCACUCGCCGACUUUCUAUCUACAGCAGCGCAAUAGCCCCUACAAACCCAUUCGACAUGUCAACACCCUUCUUUACCCCCCUGCUGCGUCUCUCGACCAGUACCAUCUCUCCGUACCGCUUGAGCCUACUCAGAUGCAUUAUCAUCCCCUUGGACGUCGCAACAUCGUACGGACCGGUGUUGUGCCUGAAUUCCUUGUCUACAACCGGGGCCAGCAUCCACCUCUACCUUCUCAAUUCACGCCUCAAGGACACUAUGCUGCGUAG